Molecule: messenger RNA, 1121 nt
Organism: Zeugodacus cucurbitae (melon fly)
Lineage: Eukaryota; Metazoa; Arthropoda; Insecta; Diptera; Tephritidae
Product: 17-beta-hydroxysteroid dehydrogenase 13-like
Exons: 6
Coding region: 85-1053 (322 amino acids)
Cellular component (GO): lipid droplet
Molecular function (GO): oxidoreductase activity, acting on the CH-OH group of donors, NAD or NADP as acceptor
Source: RefSeq, a predicted model, not a curated record
ACUUCGCACGAUCAGUAUACUUUCAGUAGUAGCGUUGAUCACAACUGUUCACAGCACAAAUUAUUCUUCGAAAGUGCAGCAUCGAUGGCGUCUGAUACAUUAAAAAAAAUACGUGCAUGGCUGGGCUUCGCUCUCUUAACGUUAUUUACACCGAUCAUUCUCUUCAUUUCGGUGUUGAUAUAUUUCUACGAUAAUUAUGUGAGAAGUAGAGUGUGCAAAAAUAUUGCCGGCGAAGUGGCUGUGGUCACCGGUGCAGCAGGUGGUCUCGGAAAAUGUAUAGCUGCCGAAUUAGCCGCUAAGGGAUGUCAUGUCGCUAUAUGUGAUAUCAAUUUCGAUUUGGCCGUGGCGACAGCAAAGGAAAUCGCCGAUAGAUAUGGCGUCAAGGCAAAAGCCUAUAAGGUGGACGUCACUAAUUACGAUGAGAUCGUGGAGCUCAAUGAGAAACUAACCACCGAAAUUGGGGCUGCCACUAUACUCGUGAAUAAUGCAGGGUUGCUGUUACAUUCAGAUCAACUGAAUCCCACAGUGGAAGAAAUUGAGUUGAUGGUUAAAGUCAAUUACUUGUCACAUUAUCUAACAAAUCGCGUGUUUCUGCCAAAUAUGAAAAAAGCCAAACGGGGCCAUAUUGUGGCUAUUAGCUCAGUGUCUGGUCUAGUCCUGCUGCCACUAGCUGAGCCAUAUUGCAGUGCCAAAACCGCUGUGCGCACCCUAAUGCGUGUCUUGCGCGCCGAGCUGCGUCUAAACAAUAUUACGGGCAUUGGCGUGACCACAGUGUUUCCCUCAUUUCUAAAAACUCACUCCAAAGUGGAAAAAUUAGCUCGAGAUAGCGGUUAUGCCGAAAUUUAUCCAUUGUUGAAUGGUGAAGAGGUGGCGCGAAGGACUGUGCGCGGUAUGCUGCGUGGUGAAGUGGAAAUCGCGAUGCCAGAAUUCUUUAUGUUCGGCUAUCGUUUUAUGACUAUUUUGCCGUCAUGUGUACAGGAUUUUUUGGCUUCUUCACCAUCAUUUGCUAAAUCUACUUACUUACGUACAGUGGCAGCAAUAAAAACAAAUUAAAUUUUUUUUCUUAUUUUAUAUAGUGAUAGUAAAUUUCUCAAAAUAAAGAGUUUAGUAUAAACAUUGUA